Peromyscus eremicus (cactus mouse) is the source of this 1779-nucleotide messenger RNA. RefSeq names its product mRNA-capping enzyme-like. The record is from RefSeq and is a predicted model, not a curated record. The coding region runs from base 1 to 1779 and encodes 592 amino acids. Gene Ontology annotation, molecular function: ATP binding; mRNA guanylyltransferase activity; protein tyrosine/serine/threonine phosphatase activity. Gene Ontology annotation, biological process: protein dephosphorylation; 7-methylguanosine mRNA capping. The transcript has a single exon. NCBI's taxonomy places the organism in Eukaryota, Metazoa, Chordata, Mammalia, Rodentia, Cricetidae.
AUGGUUUACAACAAGAUCCCGCCUCGGUGGCUGAACUGUCCACGGCGCGGCCAGCCGGUGGCAGGAAGAUUCUUACCUUUGAAGACAAUGCUGGGACCAAGCUAUGAUAGUCAAGUUUCUGAAGAAAACCGGUUCCAUCCCAGUAUGUUCUCAAAUUAUCUAAAGAGUCUGAAGGUUAAAAUGAGCUUAUUGGUGGAUCUGACAAAUACUUCCAGGUUCUAUGACAGAAAUGACAUAGAAAAAGAAGGAAUCAAGUAUAUCAAACUUCAGUGUAAAGGGCAUGGUGAAUGCCCCACGGCUGAGAACACUGAGACAUUCAUUCGCCUGUGUGAGAGGUUUAGUGAAAGAAGCCCACCUGAACUUAUAGGUGUUCAUUGUACCCAUGGCUUCAACCGGACAGGUUUCCUUAUAUGUGCCUUUUUGGUUGAGAAGAUGGAUUGGAGUAUUGAAUCAGCAGUUGCUACAUUUGCCCAAGCCCGACCACCAGGAAUCUAUAAGGGUGACUAUUUGAAGGAACUUUUUCGGCGCUAUGGUGAUAUACAAGCAGCACCACCACCACCUGUCUUGCCAGAUUGGUGUUUUGAGGAUGAUGAUGAAGAUGGAAAAAAGGACUCAGAACCAGGGUCUAGUGCUUCCUUUGGUAACAGGAGAAAAGAACGGUUAAAACUGGGUGCUAUUUUCUUGGAAGGUAUAACUGUUAAAGGUGUAACUCAAGUAACCACUCAACCAAAAUUAGGAGAAGUACAGCAGAAAUGUCAUCAGUUCUGUGGCUGGGAAGGGUCUGGGUUUCCUGGAGCACAGCCUGUUUCCAUGGACAAGCAAAAUAUUAGACUUUUAGAACAGAAGCCAUAUAAAGUAAGCUGGAAAGCAGACGGUACUCGUUACAUGAUGUUGAUUGACGGCACAAAUCAAGUUUUUAUGAUUGACAGAGAUAACUCAGUGUUUCAUGUUUCAAAUAUGGAAUUUCCAUUUCGCAAAGAUCUCCGCAUGCAUUUAUCAAAUACCCUUUUGGACGGGGAAAUGAUCAUUGACAAAGUAAAUGGACAGGCUUUUCCAAGAUAUUUAAUAUAUGACAUAAUUAAAUUCAAUGCACAACCAGUUGGAGAUUGUGAUUUUAAUAUUCGCCUGCAAUGUAUUGAACGUGAAAUCAUAAGUCCACGACAUGAAAAAAUGAAGACUGGGCUCAUUGACAAAACACAGGAACCAUUUAGUGUGAGACCUAAACAAUUUUUUGACAUCAAUGUUUCAAGAAAGCUCCUGGAAGGAAAUUUUGCCAAAGAAGUCAGCCAUAAGAUGGAUGGACUUAUUUUUCAGCCUAUUGGAAAAUACAAACCUGGUCGAUGUGAUGAUAUUUUGAAAUGGAAACCUCCCAGUCUGAACUCUGUGGAUUUUCGACUGAAGAUAACAAGAAUGGGAGGAGAAGGGUUGCUUCCACAGAAUGUUGGCCUUCUCCAUGUUGGAGGUUAUGAAAGACCCUUUGCACAAAUCAAGUUGACAAAAGAACUAGAACAGCACAACAACAAAAUCAUAGAAUGCAAAUUUGACAACAACAGCUGGGUCUUUAUGAGACAGAGAAUAGACAAAAGUUUCCCAAAUGCCUACAACACAGCCAUGGCUGUGUGCAACAGCAUCUUGAACCCUGUCACCAAGGAGAUGCUGUUUGAGUUCAUUGACAGAUGUGGAGCAGCUACCCAAGGACAGAAGCGAAAGUAUCUUCUGGACCCUGACACAGAGCUCGUGACACCCCCACCUCCCAAGAGACUGCACUGGCCAACCUAG